GUGUGUGUGUGUGUGUUCACAGCGAGUCAAAGCCACGUCGCCGAAUGAGGAGACUGGCAACUGGUUUUACUGAUGCUUUUUCGUUUUUUUUUUAAAGUGGCUGCAUUUUUAAGACUGGUAUAAAUCUCGUUUUAGUUGGCUGAGUGUUGGAAAUGGUCGCGGCGGCGUAGGCCUCUGUCAUGCCUCGGACUCGCGUAAGAGCAUAAGCGGCGCGAGAGAGCUCGGGUCCGGGGAGACUCUGUGUCGUGGACGCGCUAAGUUUGAAAGACACCUGGAGACAUGAUUGCACCCUCCCGAAAGGACUUUGUGUCUCUGGCAGUAGACGAAAGUGGAGCUUAUACAAAUGGCAAACAACGCAAGCAGUCGUUCUGGAGGAAAUGGAAGCAGUUGUCAAGCCUGCAGCGCAGCCUCAUCCUGUUUGUUCUGGUUCUGCUCCUCAUCAGUGGCAUCGUUAUCUAUCCCGGCCUUUUGACACAAUGGGGAGCUCGGUCGGAGACGGCAGAAGGAAGAGACGGUGGCGAAGGGAUUCUCCAGCAUAUGGCGUUGAAGAUGGAAGAUAAAGCUAUUCUGCCUGAGCCUCCUUCGGAGAGAAAAUUCUUACGUAAGAGAGGACCGCCUUCCCUCCAGAACCGGUCCCAGAAUAAAGAAAACGGUUCCGACGCACAUGGGAUAGCGAUGAAGGUGUUGGGGAAGGAGGAUGGGAACAAGUCUCUGAUCAGUUGGCGUGGCAGUGUAGUCACGGUGGCUAAAGACACGGACCAUAAGAAGGAGACGCAGACCGUGGACUCAUUAUUAGUGGCGAGCAGGCUGGAGGCGGUGAGGGAGGCUUUCCAACAUGCCUGGAAAGGCUACAAAGACUACGCCUGGGGUCAUGAUGAGCUCAAACCCAUUUCAAAGUCUUAUACCGAAUGGUUUGGGCUGGGGCUAACUCUUAUCGAUGCGCUGGACACUAUGUGGAUCUUAGGGCUGAAAACAGAGUUUGAGGAAGCCAAGCAGUGGGUGGACACACAUCUUUCAUUUGAGAAGAAUGUGGACGUGAACCUGUUCGAGAGCACCAUCCGUAUACUGGGUGGCCUUCUCAGCACGUACCAUCUGACCGGUGAUGCGCUGUUCCUAGAGAAAGCUAAAGACAUCGGCUCCAGGUUAAUGCCCGCCUUCAGUACGCCAUCAAAGAUCCCGUACUCGGACGUGAACAUCGGUAGCGGCGUGGCUCAUCCGCCACGCUGGACCUCCGACAGCACCGUCGCCGAGGUGACCACCAUCCAGCUGGAGUUCCGCGAACUGAGCCGACUCACCGGUGACCACAAAUACCAGGAUGCAGUAAUGGAGGUAAUGAAUCAGGUGCACAAAUUGGAAGGGAAGCACGAGGGUCUGGUGCCCAUGUUCAUCAACACCAACAGCGGGCAGUUCACCCACCUCGGCGUCUACACACUGGGUGCUCGAGCUGACAGUUACUAUGAAUACCUGCUCAAGCAGUGGAUCCAGGGAGGCAAGACAGAGACAGAGUUGUUGGAGGACUAUCUACAGGCGGUGGAGGGGGUUAAAAAGAACCUGGUGAAGAAAUCUUCUCCUCUCGGCCUUACGUUUGUAGGAGAGCUGUCUCACGGACGCUUCAGCCCCAAGAUGGAUCAUUUAGUGUGCUUCCUGCCUGGCACCCUGGCCCUGGGGGCAUACAACGGCCUGUCGGCUGAGCACAUGGAUUUGGCAAAGCAGCUGAUGGACACCUGCUACCAGAUGUACAGACAGAUGGAGACAGGCCUGAGUCCUGAGAUAGUGCACUUCAACAUGCAGCCGGGCAGCGCACAGGACGUGGAUGUUAAACCUGCAGACAGACACAACCUGUUGCGUCCAGAAACCAUAGAGAGCCUCUUCUACCUGUACCGGUUCACCAAGGACAAGAAGUACCAGACCUGGGGUUGGGAGAUCUUUCAAAACUUCAAUAAAUACACCAGGGUCGAGUCUGGUGGUUACACCUCCAUCAACAAUGUGCGAGAUCCGAAGUCCCCCAGUCCACGAGACAAAAUGGAGAGCUUCUUCCUGGGCGAGACACUCAAAUACUUUUACCUACUGUUUUCAGACAAUUUUGAUCUUAUUAACCUGGACGCAUACGUCUUCAACACCGAGGCCCAUCCUCUUCCCAUAUGGCCAAAGUGAUGGACAUGAACUUCUCUCUCUCUCUCUAUCUACCCUUUGUUCUUGCGCACACACACACUUCUCUCAGGGCUUUGCAAAAGAAAUGAUCUGUUCCUUUACUAUCUUUACUGCCUUGUUUCUUUUUUCCUAUUUUGGAAACAAGAAUUUUUUCGUAAUCUGACUUUUAUAAUUAGUGACGAUUUCAAAAGUCACGAGACACAAAUCAGAAUACAGAAAAAAAAAAAGCCUGAUGACGCAACACGCUUCUUUUACUACGGCGUUAAUGUCAUAAUUUAAUUUGUGCUGAAUAAGAACAAAUCUGAUUCUAAAUGCUGUAGUUAUUAACCAUAUCCAGCACGACUGCUUAACUCCUCACCCCCCUCCCGGUCAGAGGAGAAGGCUUCAGAGUCGCCUGUGAGAUGAUUACAGCCUAAGCGCCGCAGCAGCCUAGAGCAGGACGAAGGGAGACAGGCACGAAUUACGCUGUCGUAACCCUCCGUGUUAUUCGCUUGUUUAAAUCUGUGCAGUCUUAUUCAGUCCGAGAGUCGAAUUCACUUUUAAACUGUGAACCUUUUUGUACAGACUGAGCACUUUAUGGCACCCCCUUUCCCCUAAAUCUGUCCUGUAUAAACAUUUUUACUUUUUCCAGUUUUUUUUUAUCCCUUAACAUGAAAGUUAAUGUCCUGUUUUUAAUAUAUAUUAUGUUUCUAUGCCGAGUCAAGCACAGAUAUCACUGCCAUUCCUGUAUAUAGGAAAAGUAAUUUUGUGUUUUAUGUGCAAGAUUUUUUUAUUUACUAAUCAUUACUACAUAAAAAUUCUAAAUUAAAAAAAAUUUUUAAAGGUAGUUUAUACCUAAACAUGGACCAGUAAGAAAGGUGUGUGAGAACAACUUCCUUACUUCAUUUUUUUUAAUCCUGCUAUAAUAAUCUCCUCCUCCUGAGCUACAAUUAGCUGUUUGUCCUUGUUUCAAAGUCAUAUGACGACUAGACAGUUUAGGAGUCGAAUUACAGAAAAAUUAGACCAAUAUCCUGAGUCAUAAAGUUAGUUUAAUAAAUUUUUUAAUUUCCUUAAACCACAGCACUCUUAAAUUUUUGACUAUUUCUAUCGAAUUCCUUUCUAUAAUAGUAGCUUGCAGCUCUGAUAAUAAUAUAAAACAAAUCAUAAAAAGGUUUAUAUGAAUACACUCGAUCUAUCAAAACAAAUGUAUAUUUGUUUUGAAACAAAGAAGAAACUAACAGUCAUAAAUGAAAUAGCGUAAGGUUUUCUAAAGCGUUUCUGGAAGGAUUUGCCGCGUCAGUGCUUUAAUAAUCAGCGUGGAAAGGUGCAACACUUUUACAUUUUCCUGUAAAUGUAGCAGAAGCUGCUUUUUUUUUUUU
This is a messenger RNA of Clarias gariepinus (North African catfish), 3509 nucleotides long. It is a transcript of the gene man1b1b, whose product is annotated as mannosidase, alpha, class 1B, member 1b. Gene Ontology annotation, biological process: carbohydrate metabolic process; N-glycan processing. Gene Ontology annotation, molecular function: calcium ion binding; mannosyl-oligosaccharide 1,2-alpha-mannosidase activity. Lineage: Eukaryota; Metazoa; Chordata; Actinopteri; Siluriformes; Clariidae. The transcript is spliced from 14 exons. Bases 280 to 2154 code for a protein of 624 amino acids. Gene Ontology annotation, cellular component: membrane; endoplasmic reticulum. The record is from RefSeq and is a predicted model, not a curated record.